GACGCUUGUACACUAUAGCAGCAAUAUUUAUUUUUUUAGGUUACAUUAGUUAAACGUUUAACUAUUUGUUUUCUUUACAUUAUCUAUGACGAUACCCUAUCUCAUUUCUCUAGCAGAAUAAGUUAUUAAUUAUCUUUAAGAACACACCUUUAUGUUUCUCUCAUAUUUUUGUGUAUCGUUUGUUUUGGUUUUGUACAUUUUUUCCCGGUAAACUACAUCGAACUGAUUUUACGAUGAAUGAAAAAAUUUUACAAAAUAAACCGACCAUCAUCAGGAAUAAAGAACCCGAAAUCGAUCUUUACACGGCAGUAGCAAAAUAUGAAGAAAAACAAGCAAUCAAUAGAGAUGAAAAUUGCGAUUCUGCAAUUUAUUUCAACACCUUGCAUAAAUGGCAAGACGUAAUGAAAUGGAAUUUUGAGUUAAAAAAUAAAGAAAACCCACCAAUAGAAAAAAUUGAAGAGUAUAAAAAUGAUGCCAUUCAUUUUUUUUUAAUACUAAAAAAGUUGAAUAGACUUGACAAAAUCCGUUCAAAACAAAAAAAAGAUUUAUUAAACAAAAAAAAACAAGAAAUCGACAGUAAACAUUUACAGCAAGAAAAUUUGCUAAAUGAAUUAUUUUAUUUAAAAAAAGAAAUUUCAAAAUGCCUUCAAUACAAAUCUAGCGAUUGUGAUAUUGAUCUUGUACCGUUAGAUGUAUUUAAUCGAGAAUCACCAGGAUCAAUUGAUUAUAUAGAUAAUCUGCAGAAAGGAUUGAUAAGUGAUCAUGAUUUACAUGUUAAACGUCUUCAAUGGGAACUUGAACAAAGGCAAACUCAACAAAAACAAUGUGAUGAAGUUGAGAAAAGUAAAGAAAUUAUACUUUCUGAGAUUCAAGAAGAAAGUAGAAUUUUACAAAGUAUUUUACCUAUGCUGAAAGAUAUACGUUCUGCUGCUCAGCCAUUGCAGCAAAGUUUUGGAUUAGCUCCUUGUCAAGCAAGAUCAUAUGCAGAUAUAGUAAAUUUAUUACCCAAACCAUUGUAUUAUUUAUACAUUCAAACAGAUGCAUAUAGAGAAGCAUGCAAAUCUAAAUUUACUGUUUUAACAAAUGGCGAUGAAGAAGAAGCUAGACGAUUUGAUUCCAAUAAAAAUAAUGUAGUGGAUACUAAUUCUGAUGAGGAAAUUGAUGCACCAAAACCCAAAAAACGACACCAUAAAAAAUCACGUACUGAUACUAAAUCUGUUCAACAGAAAAGUUUGUUAUCUAAACAUCCCUUAUCUGUUAAAUUGACUUUGAAUUUAAAAAACAAUACUCUGUUUGUCAUGGAAUUUUUUUAUUUGGUUAAUUUAAACUUAAUUACGGUUACUGUCUCUUCAUCAUGGUCAGGAUUUUCAUCAUCCUACUCUAGAGAGUUGCUUUCACCUAGUUCUAUACUUGAUGCAUUAUUCCCUGGUGAUAAUGGUAAAGAAAGUCCACAAAUAGUAAAUUUUCAUCAAUUAGAAGAAGCAAAAACCGAGUUAAACACUUUAGAUGUUGGUAAGCCUUAUAUUUGGGCUCAGAGUAUAUGUGGUUUUGAUUUUUUGAACCCUAGCUCACCUGAUUUCCUUAUUUCAAGAAAUCAUAUUGCCCAAGUAUUAAAGGCAAUUAAUAAUCGUCUUAAGACUCGACUUUCUUUAAUUACUCAGCUUGAUUGUAGUGAUUUAGAGCGUAGAUUUAGUAUAAAUGGAGUCAAUUUAACUUCAGUAUUAUCCCCUUGGAAUACAAUGACAUGGGAUAAUUUUAAUAAGCUUGAAUACUGUAUACCACAUGUUGAAUUUGGAACAGUGACAGAAAAUGAUUUGUUAUUUAAACGCGUAGUGAAUUAUAAAACAGCUACAUUAACUGUUGUUAUGGCUAUUAAAUGUGAUUAUCCUAAGAGUAAACCUAUUUUUGCCCUUCAAUUAAAUAUACCAACUAUAAAUGAAGGGAUAUCAGUUUUGAAUUCUACAAAUAAUAAUUCUGUUAGAGAAUUAGAAAGAGAAAUCAAUAUUUUCCAUGAAGAAGUAGAAGAUAAAAACAUUAAUGAAAUGUUAAUCGAUUUAAUUGGCCGUCUCGUUGUAUGUUUUGAGGUGAUGAUGGAGACUUGGGGACAUACUGACUUCCCCAAAACUAAAACAAUUUUAUACAAUAUAAGGGGUCGAACCAGAAGUCAUCCAUUUAAGGCAGUGAAACAUCAUUCAGGAAUUAUUUUUGAACACCGUUAAUUAUUUUUUAUUUAUUUAGAAUGUAUCUUAUAGAGUAUUUUUUUUUAAUUCUACAAUUGUACUGUUAAUUGGUUUCUUAUUUUAAACUUACUCAAUUG
This is a messenger RNA of Sipha flava (yellow sugarcane aphid), 2317 nucleotides long. It is a transcript of the gene thoc5, whose product is annotated as THO complex subunit 5 homolog. Gene Ontology annotation, cellular component: THO complex part of transcription export complex. Lineage: Eukaryota; Metazoa; Arthropoda; Insecta; Hemiptera; Aphididae. The record is from RefSeq and is a predicted model, not a curated record. Gene Ontology annotation, molecular function: mRNA binding. Gene Ontology annotation, biological process: mRNA export from nucleus; positive regulation of DNA-templated transcription, elongation. Bases 234 to 2219 code for a protein of 661 amino acids. The transcript has 13 exons.